Molecule: messenger RNA, 2748 nt
Organism: Amborella trichopoda
Lineage: Eukaryota; Viridiplantae; Streptophyta; Magnoliopsida; Amborellales; Amborellaceae
Source: RefSeq, a predicted model, not a curated record
ACCGAUUUGAAAGUUAUCCCAAGCUAAAAGCACAAUUUUUCGUGAGCUUUUAAGAAGAGGCUUUUUCUUAUUUUAAUUUGGGUUGCAGCCUUAACAAAAUAUUUUCCUAUAAUAAAAAAGAGCAGACAUUAAAAUUGUUAGAGAUACUGCCAUAAAUGCCCUCCCAUUUUCGGUCAAACCCCCACGCUCUGUCCACAUGCUUUCCCUGCAGAUGAAUCAAAUAAAGGUUAAACCGGCGACUCUAUGCCACGAGCAGGCCUUAAUUUAGAGAGAGAAAUACACACAGAUGAAAUACAGGGGCGAUGAGAUUAUGUGCGGCUUUAGAGAGAGAAACAAUGUCCCUCCUUCAAAGCUCCACCACCCUCAAAGACCUCCACCAAAUCCACUCUUUCAUGGUCAAGACCUCUUUAGACCACAACAACUUCUUAGUAGCCAAGCUCUUGGCGUGCUCUUCCUCUCUCUCUUCUCCCUCCAAUUCCAUGGUCUACACCCAAUCCAUCUUUGACAUUAUUGAAUCACCUGACACCUUUAUCUACAACACCAUGAUCAGAUCUCACCUUAAUUUCCAUAAUUCUCAGGAACCCAUUUCUCUAUUCGAUGAAAUGCUCCGGAGAAAUAUGCAGUUUGACAAUUAUACCUUUUCGAUGGUCCUCCAAGCUUGUGGCCGCUCUCCCUCUCUUCGUCAAGGAGAGAGAAUCCACACCCAGUUCGUGAAAUCGGGUUUUGCUUGGGAUUUGUUCGUAAAAACUGAAUUGAUGAUCAUGUACUUGAAAUGUGGAGAGCUUAAGAGAGCCCAAUGUGUGUUCGAUGAAAUGGGUGAGAGAGACUUGGUUGCUUAUAACGCAUUAUUAGCAGAGCUUUUGAGGAUGGGUGCAUUAGGUUUGGCUCAAAAACUCUUCAACGACAUGCCUGUGAGAGAUUUGGUUUCUUGGAAUACAAUGAUACAUGGGUACGCCCAAAACGGUGACACGGAUAGUGCUCGUUGCAUGUUCGAUUCGAGCUCGAAUAAAGAUCUAGUUUCAUGGAGCUCAAUGAUUGCCGGUUACACCAGAACUAGAAGGCCUAACGAUGCUCUAAGACUAUUUUAUGAUAUGCAAUUAGCUAAUGUUAAACCUGACAAAAUAACUGUGGUCAGUGUUCUCUCUGCAUGUGGAGACUUGGGUGCCAUAAACACAGGUAUAAUGAUUCAUGAAUAUGUUAACAAACAUGGGAUUGAAUUGGAUGUUAAGCUCGGAACCGCUCUUAUAGACAUGUAUGCAAAGUGUGGGAGCAUAGAGAAUUCGCUUAGAGUCUUCGAGAAAAUGGUAGGGAGAGAUGUGCUAGCAUGGAGUGCCAUGAUCAUAGGGCUUGCUAACCAUGGGCUAGCAAAGCGUGCUCUUUGCCUCUUCUCAUCCAUGAUAGCAAGAGGAAUCGAACCAUAUGAUAUUACGUUCGUAGGGAUCUUAACGGCAUGUAGCUAUACAGGAAUGGUUGAUACAGGGAAACAGGUGUUUCAAGCCAUGAAUGAAGUAUAUAAGAUUAGUCCUAAAAUUGAGCAUUAUGGAUGUAUGGUCGAUCUCUUAGGGCGUGGAGGGCUCCUUAACGAGGCGAAAGAGCUCAUAGAGAGCAUGCCUAUUGACCCAGAUGCCAUUGUUUGGAGAACUCUUCUUGGGGCCUGCCGAAUCCAUAAGAAUGUAAGUUUAGCUGAGGAAGCUGCUAAAAAACUCAUCGAAUUGGAGCCUCGAGCUGAUGGGAAUUACGUGCUUUUGUCGAAUAUUUAUGCCCAAGAGAAUAGAUGGGAUGAGGUUUCAAGGGUUAGGAGGUUGAUAAAGGAGAAGGGGAUUCAAAGGGUGCCAGGAAGCAGUUCAAUUGAGGUUGAUAACAGUGUUCAUGAAUUUGUUGUGGGAGAUAGGUCACACACUAUGUCGAAGGAGAUCUAUGGGAUGUUGGGUGAGAUUUCUAGAGAGUUGAGAGAAGCUGGGUAUGUUCCAAACACUUCUUUUAUACUGCAAGAUGUUGAUGAGAAAGUCAAAGAAGAGGCACUUGAGGCUCACAGUGAGAAGCUAGCCAUUGCGUUCGGGCUCUUGAGCACGGCUCCAAGGUGCACAAUUCGGAUUGUGAAGAACCUACGUAUAUGCGAGGAUUGCCACUCUUGGAUUAAACUUGUUUCGAAGAUAUACUAUCGAGAUAUAAUAGUUAGGGACCGAAAUCGGUUCCAUCACUUCGUGAAAGGAUUUUGUUCUUGCAGAGACUAUUGGUGAAUGGUUUCAUCAAGAGAAAAGGAAAUGGAGAGGGAGGUGGUUUUGAAUAAUGAAUUGUGGGUUGGAUUGGGAGGCCUAUUAAUCUGUGUAGUCGUUCAAAUCAAAAGUACUGAGAAAUUUAACAUUGAAAGAGGGAGGGAGGGAGGUGAUGACUGAUUUUGUCCCGUAAGGAAGAGCUUGAUUAUUAAGAUAACCAGUUUGGAAAAGGUAAUUAUGACAAGUUUUGGGCAACUUAGGUGAUAAGAAUAAUCCCUUCAUCAAUUGAUGCAAAAAAUAAAAAUAAAAAAUAAAUUUUUAUGCUUAUAUCUCCUAUAAUUCACGUUAUUUAAAAUUACUUAUUUUUUAUUUUUACUUUCUUACCCAUUUUUUCUAUUUUUUUUUAAAAAACCAAAUUGCCGGAUCAUUAAGAUCUGAAAUUAUAUAUCUUUUAAAAUUUACUUAUUUUUUUAUAAUUUUUGGAUUUUGGAUAUCCAGAAAUUUUUUGAGUCCAAAAAUUUCUACCAGAUUU